AUGCCUUCUUACACACGAGCCGCCGUACUCAUUCUCUUCGCAUCCUACCAUCUCACUAUUGCCGCGCCUGUUCCGGAUAACAGCAACCAAGUCAACAAUGCCUAUACUGGAACUGCCGGCGACGCGUCGGGAGGUAGUGUCCUCAGCGAGAGCAACGCUCCAAAAAGUAUUUUCAAUGGCGGGAACCUCCUCAAAUUAUUUUCUGGAAAUGGGGGAAAUGGAAAAUCUGCCAACUCAGGCACAGCUUCUGCUAUCCUACCUUCAUCUCUGCAGGUCGGAGGCAGCAACACGGAUGGAAGUUCUUCAGGUGGAACGAAUGCCAACAGUGUUGGCAACACGUACAGUGGUGCAGGAGGGAUUGCAAAAGGAGGAGACACAGUAGCCUCUGGAGGCCUUCUCGAACUGUUUUCAGACAACGCAGGCUCGGGCGGUAGUGCAAGCAGCGGGUCUGCCGGGAGCCCAGUCAUCACGACGACGACCUCCACCAGAAAACUAGGAAAGUCGAGAAUAAUUAGGGUUGUGCGCAUGAGGUCGAAGUAG
Psilocybe cubensis is the source of this 540-nucleotide messenger RNA. RefSeq lists its product as uncharacterized. The transcript is spliced from 3 exons. The record is from RefSeq and is a predicted model, not a curated record. Bases 1 to 540 code for a protein of 179 amino acids. NCBI's taxonomy places the organism in Eukaryota, Fungi, Basidiomycota, Agaricomycetes, Agaricales, Agrocybaceae.